Messenger RNA from Aspergillus viridinutans, 3078 nucleotides. Its product is annotated as putative C6 transcription factor. Gene Ontology annotation, molecular function: zinc ion binding; DNA-binding transcription factor activity, RNA polymerase II-specific; DNA binding. Gene Ontology annotation, biological process: DNA-templated transcription; regulation of DNA-templated transcription. The transcript has 2 exons. The record is from RefSeq and is a predicted model, not a curated record. NCBI's taxonomy places the organism in Eukaryota, Fungi, Ascomycota, Eurotiomycetes, Eurotiales, Aspergillaceae. Gene Ontology annotation, cellular component: nucleus. Bases 1 to 3078 code for a protein of 1025 amino acids.
AUGUCUAGCACCUAUCUGAUUAAUAAUCCGACGGGACCAGAUGCCAAGCCCGGCCCUUCCCCAUACCCACCUGCAUCUACCGCCUGUCCCGCAAUCCCAUCCAAUUCCAAGCAAUCUCUCCAGAAAGCAGAAAGCUACCAUUAUCCUUCGGCUGACCUCAUUGCUCUCGCUGCUGCCUACACAAACAAUGUCCCGGGCCUUGCUGCUGGGGCUACCUCACCCGUCAUGAUCCCACCCGAGUCCAUGGAGUCUCCCAUGGCCUCUUCUGCUGGUCCGACUUUGCCCCACGACGACAGCGCGAUUCCGGAAGAUUUCGACAUCCAAAGUCGGGCCAGCUCGCGAGAUGCAGGGAGCGUCCAGACGGCAGGAGACCCAGCUGCCGCACAGGAUGGAGCCCAUGCUACCCAGCGCGACGAUGCCCAUAAUUCCAACGACAACGGCACCAACGGGAAGCCUCCGUGGAGCGAAAUGAAAACCAAGGCUGGAAAGGAGCGGAAACGUCUACCCUUGGCAUGCAUCGCGUGUCGGAGGAAAAAGAUCAGAUGUUCGGGGGAGAAGCCCGCGUGCAAGCAUUGCUCGCGCUCUCGAAUUCCAUGUGUCUACAAGGUUACGACGAGGAAGGCGGCUCCUCGGACGGAUUACAUGGCGAUGCUGGAUAAGCGGCUAAAGCGUAUGGAGGAUAGAGUCAUCAAGACCAUUCCGAAAGACGAGACGCGAGAUAUGGCCGCAAUCGGUAGGUCAGUCGUCCGACCGCCUCAACCGGGUCAGGCAUCCAAGACACAAAAGAAGCGAUCGGCGGACGAAGCUUUUACAGCGGAGAUGGAAGAAUGGGCGCACGAGGAUCGGAGGGGACCACAAGACACGUUUCCCAUGCGGCGCGAGGGCAAGAGCAAUGAUGCAACGGCUCUUUUGACUGAAGGUGCCGAGCUUCUACCGUCGCUGGAGAUACAGGAACAUCUGGCUGAGGUCUUCUUCGAUUGUGUAUACGGGCAGUCAUACCUCCUGCUCCAUAAGCCAAGCUUCAUGCGGCGGCUGAAAGCGAGGACAGUCCCGCCCGUACUGAUCCUGGCCGUCUGUGCUGUUUCGGCUCGAUUUUCCACACACCCGCAGCUUAGCUCAGAUCCGCCUUUCCUCCGCGGAGAGAACUGGGCAAAUCCCGCCGCUGCCAUCGCGUUGAGCCGACAUGAUGAACCGAGUAUAACCAUUUUGAUUGUUUUUUUACUAUUGGGCCUUCACGAGUUCGGAACCUGCCAUGGUGGGCGGAGCUGGUCUUUUGGUGGUCAGGCCCUCCGCAUGGCCUACGCUUUACAGCUUCACAGGGAGCUAGACUAUGAUCCUCUACUGAAUCAAGGCGCAGGUAAUGGUGCACAGCUGAGCUUCACGGAUCGGGAGAUCAGGAGACGUACGAUGUGGGCAUGUUUCUUGAUGGAUCGCUACAACUCGUCUGGGAGUCAGCGUCCACCUAUAGGAAACGAGAAGUUUCUGCAGAUCCAGCUUCCUAUCAAGGAGUCUUCAUUUCAAUUGGAGAUACCGGGCCCAACGGAGGACCUCGAAGGAAACAUUCCGAACCCCGUUCCGGAUGAUGUCGGUCAAUUGUCUAAUGCCAAGGAUAACAUGGGCGUGUCGGCCUACAUCAUUCGAGCUGUGGUGAUAUGGGGCCGCAUAGUCGAUUACCUUAAUCUUGGUGGGAAGAGAAAGGACCCGCAUCCUCUAUGGUCGCCCGAAUCGGGUUAUAUGAAAUUGAAACGACAAAUCGAAGACUUCUCUGCCACCCUGCCCAGUCAUUUGGCGUUCACGUUUGAAAAUUUACAGGUUCACGCUGCAGACAAGAUCGCCAACCAGUUUCUCUAUCUCCAUAUCAUCAUUCAUCAGAACAUGUUAUUCUUGAAUCAAUUCGCCAUUCCGCUUUCACCAGGAGGGCGGCCUCCCAAGGAUAUGCCCAAAUCGUUCCUCAGUAACGCAGGGCGGGCCGCUGUCGAGGCAGCACAUCACAUCUCUGUACUAAUAGACCGCGCGUCGGCCUAUCCUCUGACGGUGCCGUUUGCGGGAUAUUGUGCUUACUCGGCGAGUACGGUACACAUUUGGGGCAUUUUCUCCAAGAACGCACAAUUGGAAGCUCGGUCGAAAGAAAACUUACGGCACACCUAUCGGUACCUCAAUAAAAUGAAGAAGUAUUGGGGCAUGUUUCAUUACAUGGUUGAGAGUGCCAAAGAUCGUUAUCGGCAGUUCGCAGAUGCGGCCAUCAAGGGGACCGUCGUCACCCAGAACGGCAGUCAGCUCACCCCCAUGUUCCAGUACGGCGACUGGUUCGAUAAAUAUCCUCACGGCGUUUCAAGACUUCACUGGGAUGAUCCUGACGCCAGGCAAAAAGACCGUGCCGAUGACGGGGUGAUGGGCCAAAAGCCCGAGCUCCAAAGCGUGGAAGACUUCUUCGCAAGCCUAUCUCCGUCCGUGCCACAGCACAGCACCCCCCGUCGCCCACAUCCAAGAAGAGACAGCAAGAGUAUUGCUCCUCCGGACCACGUGGCCCCUCCGCAACCGGUGGUCGACGUGAACAUCAACAAUGCUCCUGGGAUGUUAGGAACAUCUGGCACGGGAUUCCCGCAUCCGACAAUGUACAAUCAGCAAGGCCGAACAACAUCCUUAGCGCCAACCGGAUUCGACUUUGGUAUUCCCCAAGAUCAACUCCCCCAGUUGGAUCGGCAGUUUGUCUAUGGAUCCUUUGCUGGGUUUGACCCUUCCCCUGCCGCGUUUGCGACUGUUGAUACGCCGGGAAUUUCCACUCCUGGUGAGGCAGACCCCCAUACAAACCAGGACGCAUCUGCUGCGCUCUUCACCGGUCACAUGGACCCCAACGCCCCGUCGGGCACCGGAGAGUACUAUCAACCGAGCGCCUGGUUUUUACCUUUCAAUCUCGACCCUGUCGGUGCAGGUGUUGGCCUUGAUCCAAACCCUCCGGCUCCCUGUUCCAAUAGCGAAAAUGCCACUGCAGACUUGUCCGCGUUUGGCGGUACUGGCAUACCUCUGGGAGGGUAUGAUCUGGGAGUGGCAGGAAUGAAUCAAGGGUCCCAUCAGUGA